AUGCCGGCUGCAGGCUACAGGGGCGUCGACUACCUUUUGUUUGGCUACUUCCUGAUACAGAUUCCAGCUACGCUCCUGUUUGACACUCAGGGAGUCUAUGGGGAAUGGCUCUACCCUUCUUUUUUGCGCUCGCUACGUCAUCACUACCUAGAAACAUACAAAGAUCCAUUUCUGGCUAACGCUUGGAACCACCCCUGGUUCCUUUCGUUUUGUCUGCUGGAACAUUACCUGGCCAUGCCGUUCUAUGUAUGGGCCGCUUAUUGCUACUAUUACGGAGCAGUAAAUAAACCAGUGAUAGUGAUCCCAGCUCUGAUCUACAGCGUCCACACCAUCACAGCAGUCAUUGCCAUCUGGACCAUGGCAUUGCUCGCAGACUUCAGCAAAAUCCAGGAACCAGCACCCACAAACUUUACCCAGAGAUUGCUUUUAUGUUUCGCUUAUUCCCCCUUUUUCAUUGUGCCAAUGGUAAAUGCGGUUGACUCAUUCUUAUUGACGCAGAAAAGAAAGAAUGAUUAG
Candidula unifasciata is the source of this 516-nucleotide messenger RNA. NCBI's taxonomy places the organism in Eukaryota, Metazoa, Mollusca, Gastropoda, Stylommatophora, Geomitridae. The record is from the annotation of a GenBank genome assembly.